Zophobas morio is the source of this 4552-nucleotide messenger RNA. RefSeq lists its product as uncharacterized. The coding region runs from base 1903 to 3963 and encodes 686 amino acids. Lineage: Eukaryota; Metazoa; Arthropoda; Insecta; Coleoptera; Tenebrionidae. The record is from RefSeq and is a predicted model, not a curated record. The transcript has 2 exons.
UAUAAUAAUGACAGAUAAGUUUAUAAUUUCUGUAAAUAUUUGUGGUGGAAAAAAUUAAGCGCGAGUGAGUACAUGCACCACUUAUCGUCGUCUAAUCUGCUGUAAACAGUUGCUAUUUUUCAAAAAACGGUAACAUUAUUUGUAGGUUAUGACGUAAAAAUGUUAGGUUAGGACUCUGACGUUCAGGGAACCGUUAGAGGGUCAGACGGUUCAUUCCAAUUUUAAUACUACUCAAACGGGAUUUUAGACAACCAUAAUGUCUGCUUUGGAAUACUCGAAAGCAUUAACAGAAUGGGGACGAUCGUCAUGGAAAAACGUCCACAAUUGUAAACUGUGCCCCUGUGGAAAAAUUUACAUGCACAAAUACCGAAAUUGAAUUCUACCACUGUACAGUCUGCAAUUUCAAAACGGAACUAACGAUUCUGUUCAAACAACACGUUGCUAAAUAUCACGACCUUAAGACAUAAUCUAGUAAGGACUUCCAUAUACAAAACUACGUUUGUGAAAAGUGCAACUUCGAAACAAACUUCUCGUUAAAGUGGUUUCAGCAUGUUUCAACAUGUACAAAUAAUAUAAUUUUAGAAGCACACAAUGCUGAAUGAAUGGUUCACAUGUGAAAAGUGUCCGUUUAAAACCACAGUGAAAAACGGUUUGAAAAGACAUGCAGGUGCAGUUCACUUGAAAGAAGACAUUGUUCAACAGUAUAAAUGUAAAGAGUGUGAAUUCAAAACUACGAUUAGAAAGAAUUUAAGAAUGCACAACAAUAGAAAACAUUUAGACGAAAACAAGAUUAAAUGGUACGAAUGCGCGAAUUGUCCCUACAGAACUGUAUACCAGUCGCAUAUUAAACGUCACAUGAUUUGUGGACAUUUGGAUGACGAACAAAUCAAGUGGUUCGAAUGUGAAAAUUGCCAAUACAAAACAAAAAUCGCGUCGAAUUUAAGAAGUCAUAUGAUGUUUCGGCACUUGGACAAGGAAGAAGCGAAGUGGCACGAAUGUGCGAUCUGUUCGUAUAAAUGUAAAAUAAAGAGUAAAUUAAAGGAGCAUGCAAUUCUCCACCAUUCAGAUAUCAAAUCAUUCCAGUGCAAAUAUUGCUCAUAUAACAGUAAACUGGAAAGUUACUUAAAAAAACAUAUGAAGAACCGCCACUCAAUUGAAGAUGGUGUUAAAUGGUACAAGUGUAGGCAGUGUCCAUUUAAAACUAAUGAUAAAGUAGUUUUAGGAAGCCACUUAGAAGGACACGAUUCUGAAGUGUACACAUGUGAAAAGUGUCCAUUUAAAACCACAGUAAAAAACGGUUUGAAGACAUAUAGGUGCAGUUCACUUGAAAGAAGACUGUUAGAGCCUCUGGCGGGGACCUGUUUCACCCCUCCCCACCCGUAAGGGUGGGAGCCAGAGCCACCCCCACCUUGGAACACAGGGUAGCAUUCAAUUCUUAAUUCUUAACUCAUUCAUACACAUUCAAUUCUCAAUUCUCAAUUCGUAACUAACAUUCAACUAUCUCGACCGCACGGUCACAUAAUAUUCUAUUCUUAUCAUUCUUAUUUAUCCUAACACUUGUCACUAGCAAUAUACAUUUAUCUUACUGUUCGCUGGUCUUAUUCAUUUAUACAAACUUUCGACAUGGUCCUUCGAGCCGGAUUAGCGACAGAAUAACAGUGGUAGUGAUAAGUGUAAUUCUCAACAUAUCAUUCAUCGGCUGGAAUUCAGCAAAGUAGUUAUCAAAACAUCACCUAGAAAUCAUCCGCGCAGUGUUCAACUAUCGGUGACGACCGCGAGUGCUGUGCAAAAUCCUCAAGUAUCAUUCAGCGUCAGCCAAGAUAAUUCUAUCCAGGAAUCCAGGAUUCCAGGUAAGCUUUAAUUCUGUUUGGUUGGUGUAAUACAUUUAUUCUCGUACUCAAGAUGGUGGUAAUCCAAGACAAUACUUUUGUUAAAUUUUCAAUUCUUCUCAGCGAAAUAGAUUCACAUUCUAAUUUUAUAUCAAAUGUUGCAAAUCAUCAAAAAAGAGGCCACUUAAAGCGUCGAUAUGAAGACGUACAGCGAAUUUAUUCAGAAUUACAAAUGCUUGUAGUUCAGCAAAAAUCCGAAACAAUGGUAGUCCCAAAUGACACGAGUAACACGGAAACGAUCAAACCUAUAAUUUAUAAUAUCAGAGACGUGCUAAAUUAUAUUCAAAAAAUAUCCGAAUUAUAUAAGGCUCUCAUUGAGAAAACUAAUCCAUUGUGUACUUUCUCGAAUUCAUGUAAGAUAAACACUAACGUACCAACCACGGAUCUAGAAAAAGCUUGUCAAAACUUAACGCCUCUAAAGGUACACAAAUUAAGAAAUGGAGAACCCAUCAAAAUUCACAAAACCCAUUUCAAUGCUCUACGUAAAUUGCGGUUCACUGUUGGUAAAAAAUCCCCUCUUGAUUCCGUUAUUUCAAAAACUCCUAGUAUAAUAUCAAAUCGUUCAAAAUUUCCAAAUUCAACACCCAAUGAAGAGAAAAAUAAUCUUUUUAACGAUUGUUACAACUCCGAAGGCGUAUCUCAAAUUAAUUUAGAUAAAACUUCUAAUGCAGAGUCAUCUACCGCACUAGACAAAGUAAAAAGUCCUCCAGUUAAUUCAAAAAACUGUGGCUCAUUGUUAGUCUGUAACCAAUUUAAAAUUAGGUCGCAAUAUUUAUGUGAAUCCGUAGACUCAAAUAUUAAAGACAACACGUCAAACGUAGCAAUACUCGACAAGAAAAAACAUUCCGAAAAUGCUAAACCCAAAAUAACAAGUCAUUUCAGUAAAAACCCACCGGUGCUUCAAAAUACCGCGCUGGGGUUGAUUCUUAGCGGCAGUUUUGCAUAUUUAAAAAAUAAUACUUCCCAUCAUCACAAAAUUAGUUCAGCCCAAAUUAUUUCUCGGUUCUUGGAAGCUGAAACCGUCAAAACCGGAAGUAGGUCAUUAAGCAGAGGGUUUAAAAGCGAUCUUUGUGCAACCUCUUUUCAGUAUACUACCACAGGCCAUUCACCCGAUGGCUAUUUCAUGGUCAAACACCCCUUUUCGGAAAAUCAGCCGCGGUUUACACAAAUGCAUCCAAAGUGGCUAUUAUCAGUCGAGAGGAAGUUGGGGCAUUCCACAGUCCCUUAUUUCGAAAAUCUACCUAAAUUAGGAAAUUCCCCAGAACUCGCUCUCCAACUGCUAUUGUUAGCAGAGGGGCAUAAUCAUAAACGUAACGAGGGUUUUAUUGUCUCUCAAAGGAAGUACCUAGACCUUGUACACCUGAAGGUACUUAAGGAGAAUUCCUCAAAUAAUUCCGUUUACCUGUCACACAAUUGUAUUCUAAAUCCCCACAUUUCUUCCAAUAAACUUUGCGAGGUUGUUGACCGUUCCAAUCUUAGUUCAAAGAGUUUAAAUAUGAAUCGCCGGAGUUAUAACGAAAUUACUGGUAAAAACCAUCUUGAGGGCGAGGGCGUGUGUGCGCUCGCUGUCAGGGUUAAAGCCGUCCUGAAUUCGCGCCUUUCGAAGCCUCUGUCCAGCGACCGCAAUAAUUUGGUCGCAUUUAUACCUGGCCAGUGCCUCUUUCGGCCAGCCAUCAACUGGUCCCUCAGGAAAAGACCACGCUGUCGUUCCCAUCAACAGGCCAUCCCUUGCCACCUCAUCCACGCUUACCAUCAACACUUCUGGAAGUCGUGGUACCUCGAAUAUUUGACCACACUGAAAGGCAGGUUAGGGUGGCAAAGGCCAUCUUCCAACGUUCUAGGAAUGGCUAGAUGGGUCCUCGCGAAGGAGGAGAAAUUUCCGCGUCUACAGUGGCGGUUAGGACGCGGCCCUCCAACAUCAUUUUGGAAAGGAAGUGGUGGUGUGUGUAGUGUCGGUGAAGUGCAAAAGAUAAUUUCGCAAUCGCAUGCAUUAUCAAUCUCUUUAACCAUAUUGCAUAUAUCUUGUCAAUUUGUUAUAUACAUCUCAUUGUUGAUUUAUUUUACUAUGUUCUAAGUAUUCAUAUUUGUAUUAUUGUUAUAUUCAUUCGCCAUAUUAUUCACCCAUCGUAUUUUUCAUUAAUUUGGAUUAUUAUAAUUGUUGUAAAUUUACAUUUAGGUCUAUUGUAAAUAUUGUGUAUUCACUGAUAUUGUACACAUGUAAUUUGUUUUAGAUAUCUUUUUUUAAAGUUUAAUGCAUUUCUUCAGGUUCAUUGCUUUCUGUAACAAUGUCCACCCAAUUCAUGUAAUUUCAUCUGUAUUUAUCAUUACUAAAUCAUGUUUUCAUUCUAAUGUUCCAUAUAGUUUAUUUUUGAUCUUAAAACAAUGUAAUUGUUUCAAGGCGGGGGGUAUGUUAGAGCCUCUGGCGGGGACCUGUUUCACCCCUCCCCACCCGUAAGGGUGGGAGCCAGAGCCACCCCCACCUUGGAACACAGGGUAGCAUUCAAUUCUUAAUUCUUAACUCAUUCAUACACAUUCAAUUCUCAAUUCUCAAUUCGUAACUAACAUUCAACUAUCUCGACCGCACGGUCACAUAAUAUUCUAUUCUUAUCAUUCUUAUUUAUCCUAACACUUGUCACUAGCAAUAUACAUUUAUCUUACUGUUC